Misgurnus anguillicaudatus (oriental weatherfish) is the source of this 5768-nucleotide messenger RNA. RefSeq names its product RUNX family transcription factor 2a (gene runx2a). Gene Ontology annotation, biological process: ossification; hemopoiesis; regulation of cell differentiation. Lineage: Eukaryota; Metazoa; Chordata; Actinopteri; Cypriniformes; Cobitidae. The record is from RefSeq and is a predicted model, not a curated record. Gene Ontology annotation, molecular function: DNA-binding transcription factor activity, RNA polymerase II-specific; ATP binding; RNA polymerase II cis-regulatory region sequence-specific DNA binding. Gene Ontology annotation, cellular component: nucleus.
GUUUUUGGAUUGCGAGAAUGUCUCAUUCCCCUCACAAACAACCACAGAACCACAAGUGCGGUGCGCGAGAUUUCCCCAGGACGACAGGAGGGAGCCAGUGGGGCGUAAAUGGUUAAUCAGAGUGGGUCAACCCAAGUCACAGAGACCCAACGAGUCUUUUAGGACUUCAAGGGUCACCACGACCUCCAAAGGAGAAAUCUGAGGAUAUUCACGUGUGGCUAUGGCGUCUAACAGUCUUUUCAGCUCGGUGAACCCAUGCCAGCAGAACUUUUUCUGGGAUCCCAGCACCAGCCGCAGGUUCAGUCCGCCGUCCAGCAGCCUUCAGCCGGUGGCGGGGAAGAUGAGCGAUGCGCAGCAGGAGCAGAACGCAGCGGUGCCGAGACUCAGACAACACGACAACCGAACCAUGGUGGAGAUCAUCGCGGACCACCCUGCCGAACUCGUCCGGACCGACAGCCCCAACUUUCUGUGCUCAGUGCUGCCGUCUCACUGGAGGUGUAACAAAACUCUCCCGGUUGCGUUUAAGGUUGUUGCUCUGGGAGAUGUUACUGAUGGCACCGUAGUGACCGUGAUGGCCGGAAACGAUGAGAAUUACUCUGCAGAGCUUCGAAACGCCUCUGCUGUCAUGAAGAAUCAGGUGGCACGUUUCAACGACCUGAGAUUUGUUGGCAGGAGUGGAAGAGGAAAGAGCUUCACACUGACAAUCACAGUAUUCACAAACCCACCCCAAGUGGCAACUUACCACCGAGCCAUAAAGGUCACAGUGGACGGGCCGCGCGAGCCACGAAGACACAGACAGAAACUGGAGGACUCUCCUAAACCACCCCUGUUCUCCGAGCGUCUGAGCGAGUUAGAGCGCUUACGCCAGACCACCAUGAGAGUUGCCGUGCAAAACCAGAGUCCCCGGCCGUCUCUCAACGCCACGCCAAACUCCUUCAAUCCACAGGGGCAAACUCAGAUCUCAGAUCCACGUCAGGCACAAUCUUCACCACCCUGGUCCUACGAACAGCCAUACACUCCAUACCUGAGUCAGAUGACAUCACCAUCCAUCCACUCCACAACACCGCUGUCAUCCACCCGCGCCACCGGUCUGCCCAGCAUCAGUGAUGUGCCAAGACGUCUCUCAGGUACAUCAGACUUAAGCCCAUUCUCGGCCGACCCGCGUCAGUUUGAGCGUCAGUUUCCCGCUCUGUCUUCCCUGACGGAGAGUCGAUUCUCCAGUCCCAGAAUGCACUACCCCGCCACGUUUACCUACACGCCUACACCCGUCACCUCUGGCAUGUCUUUGGGAAUGUCCACGACAACCCACUACCACACUUACCUGCCUCCGCCUUACCCCGGCUCCACCCAAAACCAAAGCGGGCCCUUCCAGACCAGCAGCACACCCUAUCUAUACUAUGGCGCCUCGUCUGGGUCUUACCAAUUCUCCAUGGUACCUGGAGGAGACAGAUCCCCGUCCAGGAUGCUGCCACCUUGCACCAGCGCGUCUACCGGAAGCACCCUCAUCAAUCCCAAUCUUCCCAAUCAAACGGACGGCGGCGAGGCGGACGGUAGCCACAGCAGCUCACCGACGGUCCUCAACUCCAGCGGGCGGAUGGACGAAUCCGUUUGGCGGCCAUAUUGAGAAGGUGGACUUCAAAUGACACAACACUGUUAGCCUUAAGGACAUAGUGCAAGUGAGGGAAAAUGGUUGAAUGCUUGCGGUGUAUUUUUAUGACUACGCUGAUGUCGUUUGGCCUUCAUGUACGACAUUCCACUUUAGUAAGCAGUGAUGAUAGACAUGACAGGGACAGUUUACCCAAAAAUGAACGUUUAUGUCAACCUGUCACCUUAAACUGAAUGUUAAUGAUGACAGGAUUUUGCGGUGAACUUUUCCUUUAACUGGCCUAGAGUAGAUUCAUUCAAAUAGGAAUAGGUCCACAUUAUUGUCUCGAAAUAUUUUUUUAUACUAACUUGGUAUAAUUUAGCAUUUCUUAACACUGAAAGUGAUUUCUCUUUAUUUAUGCAUCUUAGAAAGUCGGCUGAUUCCCUCGUUUUAAUUUAUGUAUAAUAUGGUAGCAGAUGGUACUGAUUUGAGAAGCAAUAUAAGCCAUAUCAAAUUUAAAUUAUGCAAUGUGUUUAGAGGGACAAAAUCUAAGAUGUUUGAAUAUUAUUAUAAUUUUUUUUACAUCUAUUAUUAACUUAAUGCAAUAUUUACUCUUUUUAUAAUUUAAAUCUUUUGUCGUUAUUUUUGUUAUUGUGAAGCGACCCAAAAAAUCUCCAAUGGUACGUGCGCUAUGAAGGAAGGAUACGAUGUUGUAUAACUUUAUUCACAAACAAAUGUUUGCGGAUUCCUCUUUAUUUCUAGUAGUGUGUUUGCAAAACAUUUCAUAUUCAAAAUAUGAAGUAACAGGCAUUAAGAAUUUCCAUAAUAUUUCCAAGAUAAAUCCAUGAAAAAAUAAAGUCAUAAAUGUACAAAUGUUAAGUAAGGGUGAGCUCUCUUCACUUGUUUGAUUUUAGCAUCCAAUGUUUAUCACCUUAAUUUAUUCUAAAUGUAUUUUUAUUUAAUGUUUUUUGGUGACUAUAAGAAUGACUCAGUUGCCGAAUUCUUCGCUUCUACAGAUGCAAACAUGAUCAAAUCUCACUUGAUUUUCUCAUGCAUGCAUUGCCUCGAUAGUCCACAUCUAAAUACGUAACCAAUACAGUUACCCUCUGAUCUAAAACUGGAUGGUUAACCAUGUGUUGUGGGUUAGUUACACACUAUGCAAACUGAACUAAACAAUCAAACAAGCAUCUCAGAAACGUCUCUGCUGUGUGCUGGGUACAUUAUAAUAUAUGUGCUUUACUCUUACUGUCGUACAAUAUCAAAAUAAUGGCAAAAUAAUCCAUCCACAAUUUGCAAGCAAACGUUAACAGACAAUCAAACAAAGUAGCCUAAAUUACACGAUGGAUGUUUACAAAGCAUCUCAUUUUUUAAUGAUAUAAUUUAUUUAUUGCAAUAAUGAAUAAGUGGGAAUCAAACUGUUACUAACAAGUGAAUUAUGUUUACAUGAUAUAUUUGUAGCUGGCGUCUUUGAAGAUAAUUAUAUGCUUCUGGAUUCAACAAGCGGUACUUGAUAAAAUGUUUGUUCAUCGGCUGCUGGCGGCUCCAAUUUUCUUUAUUUCGUUCGAUAUGUAGAUCAAAGCACUUGUUUUUGUUAAGGGGCGGGACAUAAAUGAAGCUUAAAUGCCAUGAUUAUUGAGAAAAGGUGAAUCCCAUGAAGAAAUGUAAAAUUUUACUCAACACUAUUACAUAAAGAAAUCAAAUCCCUCAGUUCUCAUAAUGAAAAUCAUCCUGUAUGCGCAUUAGAAGUUUGAUAUUGGGGUAAAACUUCACCAUGACAAUCUUGUGAGAUUCACCCAAAACUCAGCACUAUAUAUUUGGGGUCAUGUAUAGACAGCACUACAGAUCAAACAUCAUUUUUACAUUGUAUUUCUUAGAGAUGAAUACAACAACACAAACCUGCAUGUGUGUCAUUAUUAUCCACGAUCAUUUGUCAUGUACAGUAUUACACUUCAUUUCUUUUCAUUCAGUAACAACAUUUACACUGCUGUCCUUACCCCACUGUUUAAUUUUUGCCUUGUUUUUUUAUUUUACCGCUGUGUCUUCUGGUAGUAAGGAGAGUUAUUAUGUUUACAGAAUGUUUACAAAAACUGCAAGCAGGCAACUGCAAAUGUACAGAAACUCUGCACUGUUAACUUUCUAUACACUGUAAAAAAAUAUUCCUGCAUUAAAUUUUUUUCUUGUCAUGUCAACUUACUAAAAAAGUCAACUUCAUUUUAUAAGUUAUAACAACUCAUCUCUAGUCAAGAUAAAUAAUAGUAAGUUGACAUGACUUGUAAAUCUACGGAGCCCCUUAGGGGACAUGGAGCAAAAAUGAAAUAAAGUUUAGUUUCGAGUGCGCACGUGAAACUAUUGCGUGCGCACCUAUUGCGUGCGCACGUGAAACUAUCGCGGUUAGUUUUGCGUGGGCAUGUGAAACUUUCACGCGUGUACGUGAAUCUAUUGCGUGCGCACGUGAAACAAUUGCGUGUGCAUGUGAAACUAUCGCGUUUAGUUUUGCGUGCACAUGUGAAACUUUCACGCGUGCACGUAAAAGUAUCGCGUGCGCACGUGAAACUAUCGCGUGCACACGUGAAACUAUCGCGGUUUGUUUUGCGUGCGCACAUGAAACUAUCGCGGUUUGUUUUGCGUGCGCACGUGAAACUUUCGCGGUUAGUUUUGCGUGCGCAUGUGAAACUUUCACGUGUGCACGUAAAACUAUCGCGUGCGCACGUGAAACUAUCGCGUGCGCACGUGAAACUAUCGCGGUUUGUUUUGCGUGCGCAUGUGAAACUUUCACGCGUGCAGGUAAAACUAUCUUGUGCGCAUGUGAAACUAUCGCGUGCGCACGUGAAACUAUUGCGUGCGCACGUGAAACUUUCGCGCGUGCACGUGAAACUAUCGCGUGCGCACGUGAAAGCGAAACUAAACUUUUUUUUCAUUCUGUACAUGAAGGUUUCGUGUGAGCUCGUGAAACUAUCGCGUGCGCACGUGAAACUAUCACGGUUUGUUUUGCGUGCGCAUGUGGAACUUUCACGCGUGCAGGUAAAACUAUCUUGUGCGCACGUGAAACUAUCGCAUGCGCACGUGAAACUAUCGCGGUUUGUUUUGCGUGCACACGUGAAACUUUCGCGCGUGCACGUGAAACUAUCGCGUGCGCACGUGAAAGCGAAACUAAACUUUUUUUUUAUUCUGUACAUGAAGGUUUCGUGUGAGCUCGUGAAACUAUCGCGUGCGCACGUGAAACUAUCGCGGUUUGUUUUGCGUGCGCAUGUGAAACUUUCACGCGUGCAGGUAAAACUAUCGCGUGCGCACGUGAAACUAUCGCGGUUUGUUUUGCGUGCGCACGUGAAACUUUCGCGCGUGCACGUGAAACUAUCGCGUGCGCACGUGAAAGCGAAACUAAACUUUUUUUUUCAUUCUGUACAUGAAGGUUUCGUGUGAGCUCAUGAAAGUUUUAUGUGAGCACGCUAAAGUUUCACGUGAGCACAUGAAACUAAACUUUACAUUUUUUUAACUCCAGUGUCACCUUAGGGGCUCGGUAUAAAUCUGAGUUGAUUUAACAAAAAAGAAAAAAAUUUAAGGCAGCAAAUAUUUUUUUUACAGUGUGACUUUUCAUGUUUUAUUACUUCAAUAUGCCUGAUAUAGCUGAAAGAGAAGAACAUUGGUCUGUCUUAAUACAUGUACGGCUGUGUCUUAAUGUCUUUAUAUGCUUUUGGGUUGUGUUGACUGUUUAUGUCAUGUCUUUGUCAUGUAAUAUCUUCACAUAACUUUGCUAUACUGUAGGGGUCUCACAGGUCUCGGGUCAGGAGAGAUUACUUCUAGAAGACUAUUUAAAAACUGGCAAAAACAUGCAUUUGUGCAGAUUUGAUUAAAAAGUUUGCUUGUAUAGUCCGUAUGCAAGAUCGCCUUAACCCAUUAUACUAAAUGUCUUUUACGCUCCAUUACUGUUGUUUCAUAUUUGAACCCCUAGAAAUAACCUGGAUGCUAUCAUUUGUUUCAUCAGAAUGCUUUGUUUGUAAACAGUAAGACAAUUUAUUGAUAUCAUCUCAUCUCAUGUCAUUACCCAAAUACUGGACCGAUGUGUCCGUGUCAAACCUUCACCUGUUUCUGUGGGACUAACAAUCCAGUAAAAAUUGUGAGAUUUUUGAACGUUUCUGAUUGUAUAGUUUGUCUUUGAGAAUAAAAACAGCUUUUUGGUAUAAUU